Molecule: messenger RNA, 4854 nt
Organism: Ostrinia furnacalis (Asian corn borer)
Lineage: Eukaryota; Metazoa; Arthropoda; Insecta; Lepidoptera; Crambidae
Gene: jing
Product: AE binding protein 2 jing
Exons: 6
Coding region: 226-4182 (1318 amino acids)
Biological process (GO): regulation of transcription by RNA polymerase II
Cellular component (GO): ESC/E(Z) complex
Source: RefSeq, a predicted model, not a curated record
CGCUAUUUGAAUAGGCCUGCGCGUUGCGUAACCCGCGGCCAAUGACAGCGCCUCUGCACAUGCACGGGGCGGGGCCCUUACGUCACCGCGCUCAGCCCCCGCGGCCGCGCAGCCGCCGUGACGUCACACCCGCCCGCACCCCGCGGCUGCGACGCGCGACUACAGCGCCCAUGCUGCCUGCGGCGCCGCACAGAAACUAUCUACAAAACACUCGUGCGCUCAAAGAUGGCGGAUGGGUCGCCCGAGGACCGCACCGGCCCGAAACAAAUGAACGAUUUAACUUUUUCCGCGCCCGGCCCAGGACAUGGUGACACAAAAAAGUGUAGUGGGGAAACAUUUGACGGCGAUGAAGUGAAGUUAUCGUUAUACACUGAACUAGAAACGAGUGCAUCGUGUGAGAAAAGUGAUACGCGCGGCGUGGCCGCGAAUGAUUCCGCGGCGGUCGUCACGACGACGAAUUCCCUAAAAUCGCGCGAAGCAAACAUCGAGGACCGCGACGACAGGAAGAAAAGAUGCUUCGACAGAUACGACAGCUCCGAGUCAUCUGACAGUGGCGUAGCGGUGCAUAGUCCGACGGAAAGCGGCGGGUGCAGCAGCAGUGACAUCACCGAGCCGGGUUCGCCGCGCAGCCCCGAGUCGUCGUGCAGCGCGCCGGAGGAGAGCGCGGGGGCGGGCGCGCGUAUGCCGCCGUGGGCGAGCGAGCCGGCGCCGCCGGGCCCGCGACGCCUCGCGGCCCAACCCGCGCCCGUGCGACGCCCCCAGCCUCCCAUACGACGACGCAUCACAGAAUACUUCAGCCACAAAAUGAAGCCUCAAAACGGCCUAAAGCGCGACUCCAACGCGACCAAUAACGAAGACACCAAAAGAAAGUGCCUACCCAAAAACGGCGUCACGGACGACUUAGAGAAAUACAUCUCGUAUCUGUCACAGACGCUCAGUCCUAAGGUCCUGAUGGAUGUUGGGAAACAAGCAGAAACCAUGAAGAAACCCAACUCUACCGUCAACGGAGUUGUUGAUUCCACCAAACCGACAGAUCUCAGUAAAGUGACGCCUAAUACGAAUAUUAGCAGUCAGCUUGAUUUCAGUAGGUCUAAGGAGGGUAGAGAAAAAAAUCAUCAUACCAGCAUGAAUGGUUUUGUUGAAGUUAGGCAUGCGACCGAAUCGUUCCAAACGACCAAAGAGAAACUUUCAAAUGGGCUUCUAAACGGGUUGGUCGACGGUAAAAAGCAGAACCUCGAUAAUAAAGCAACACCAGACCCAUCCGCCAAUUGCGCAAAGUAUAAUACCACAAAUACCAUAGGAGCAGCUAAAAGAAAAGUACCUAUACCAAUGUCAAACGAAUUAAAUGGAGUAAGAAUAGCACCAGCUACAUCUGCCAGUCAUAUGCCGAAGAAAUCAUUGAUUUCAAAACCUGACUCAACGAGAGUAAACGGUGUUGUUAGUUCCACUACUAAGUUAGAUAGUAGGAUGAAUGGGGUCACCAUUGGAUCAAAUAACUUAGGUUUAAGUUCUGAAAUCACCAUAACGAAGAAAGAAGUUCCAAAGAAGACCACUCCUCAAGCUAAAAGAACAAAUCGAAAAUCUUCAGCUUGCAUAGCUAACAGCAAAAACCUUACUUGGUCUAAGGUUAAUAACCUGAAACAAGUACAGCUUCAGCAAAAAAAUUGUGUUAAUUCUACUCAAAAUUCAUCCAUGCAAAAUUUACCAGGUGAAGCAAACACAGCACCAAAGAUGAAUAUCCCAAAUGGUGUUCGUCAAGUUCCAAUGACGAUUAAUGGGAAUCUCGGUAGUAUAAAUGUACCUGUGAACAAUUUACAGAACUGUCACCAAAUAAAUAUUCCCCAGCCUUGUAAUGGAGCAGUGAAUUCAAAUAAUUUACCUUCAUUUGUAGCGGUCCCCCAAAAUGUUAUGUUAGCCACGUUAAGGAUACCACAGAAUGGAAUACCGGCACAAACGUUAACGCAACCAAGUAAUAUGACCGCUUUUAAUAGGCCAAAUGUCAAUGUGUCAAGCCCGACAAAGUUGAACGGCCAAUUUGUGUUUCCACUCAUGCAGAAUAUCAAUGGAACCGUUCUGCAAAUACCAAAUCUAAUGGCUAAAAUGCCUAAUUUUGUUCUUCCUCAAACACCGCAGCUAACAACACCCAGGCAAGACCAUUUACAGAAUCAACAAACGGCACAAAUUCUCAUAAACGGUACGCUUUUAAAGUUAGCUAACACAAUGACGUCUACGUACCCUAAUGUCAACAAGACGGCCCCUGUUACAAGUCAACCUAUUCCUGUAAUAAAUAAAAACGUUCCUGGAAUACAACCCGUGGGAAUUACCCAUAUGCAGUCCAAACCGAAUUAUACCGUUAACCUAAGCCAUCCUGUUCUAAUGCCUCAACCUGGGUACAUAGUGACAUCUGUGCCAAAUAUGAAUGUGAAAGAGACAUGGAGCUACACGAAUACUGCCUUAUCAUCAUCACAAAUAACGUGUUCCAAUCCAAUAGUCCAUCACCCGCCACCUCUAGUAGCGAACUUUACUACGGAAGCCUUACAUACAAGUAGUAUACCAAUAGCGCCGGUCAAGCCGCCCGACAAUCCAAUUCAGGGCACAGACCCGCCUAGUAGUACGGUAAAAGAAGAAGUGUGUGAGGUAACAAGUUCAAAGUAUGAUAUACCGUGGCUUUCAAAAACUGUUAACAAUAACAUUGUUCCGCUAGAUUCUAAUAAACUAAAUUCGAGGCCUUUUGCACAAGUUUACUCGGAGAGAUUAGACGAAUUUCAUGUAGAGAAAGUGCGAGAAACUCUGAUAGAGUCCUCCACGAUCAUAGACGUUGAAUGUACUGAAGACUUAAGGAAGAUUAAAGAAGUAGCAAGAAGAGAAGAGACUAUUUUCACUCAGAUAACUGUGUUGAAAGACGUUUCGUCUAACGUUCAAAGUACUGUGAUAGAAGAAACUUACUGUAGCACCACUACGGAGUCAUCAGAGUCGGGGAUCGGUACUGACAAGUCCAUCGACUCCCCGAGCGACUCGCAAACCAGUAAGGAAUGUGAUGAAGACUCAUCGUUAUCGUUAAGUAUAAGUUUGUGUUCAGUGGAAGUGCAGAGUAGCCAGAAGAGUCCAAUUCUGAAGCAGCCGAAAACGUUGAGGUUUCCACCAAGGAAUCCAGCGAAAUCCGGUAGUAAUCAAAGGACGUCAAGUACUGAUACAACAUCAACAGUUACAUUAUGCAUGUGGGAAAACUGCAAAAGUGAAUUCGAGAGCGACACAGAUCUCUUGGAGCACUUACAGUCAGUCCAUGUGGAGAGCCAAGCGGGAAAGGAAAACUACGUGUGCCUAUGGCAGAAGUGCAAGGUCCGAGGGAAGCCCUCUUGUUCGCGGCUCUGGUUGCAAAGGCACGCCCUUUCUCACGGAGGGAACAAACCCUUCAAAUGCAUCGUCGACGGCUGCGACAGAAGGUUCUCCACACAGAUAUUGUUGGAAAGGCACGUAAACAACCACUUCAACGAGGUGUCUCCAGGGACGAACGGCAGCAAGAAAGCGGUUGAUAGUGCUUCCAAGUUAAUACGAAGGAAUGGCAAGAAACUGCGGUAUAGAAGGCAACCUUGGUCGGCGCGCAUGUUCGACUUCUUCGACGCUAGCAUGAUGGAGGGUCUGGCGUGGCGGCUGGGGCGCGUCACCCGCUGGCGGCUGGGCGGCGGCUGUCCGCUCCGCGAGCCGCCCGGCCGACACACGCUGACGCUACACGCCGCGCUACAAGCCACGCGGUACAAUGCACAAGCGCACGCGCACGAGGCGCUGCUCACGUACUACCCGCCGCAUGUGAUCGAAGACGAAUGGGUGCCUGAGAAAGACGUGAAGCGGAUCAAGCGUGUCGAGAUAGCUACGUUACCCGCGCACACCAAAGUGCUACUCUACGAGCAGUUUUGCGCGGCGUAUCGCGUUAGUCCAAGCCCGCCGCCGCCGAAAAAGGCCGUCCCUACCACGCGAGUUCUCCCGGCGAGGCACUGCACAUCGUCGCGACUCCUCAACAAGUUACUGGCGAAGCAAAAGCAGAAAAAAUCGGAAUGCUCCACGCCGGAUCUUGCCGCGUUGUACAAGCCGCCGCCGGAACGCGUCGAAGUCAGCGGCGCCAAGAAACGCAAGAUGGGCCGCCGGUAUGGCGGCUACGACGCCUUCUGGCCCUCCGGACGAUAAUUCCCUAUCUGUAAGCUCGCUAUGAAUCUGUUUCGUCUUUUCUUUUAAUCUGCGAUAAUGUAGCCUUGAUUUAAGUACUUAUAAUAGUAACACCUUAAGUGUAGCCGCUCAGUAAGUGCCUAUUCACCAGUAAGUUAGAUAACGUCUGAAACACCAGCUAUCUACUAUCGAAGUAAUAAGAAAUAUGGAAGACGCUUUGGAAUAUCUGAACAGAAUAAGAAUUUAAUGUGCCUUUUAUAAACGCUAAGCUUCACGAAUUACACGUAAACAGUUAUGGCGGUAGAUUGACAAUAUUUGACAGGAAGACCCGCCCAUACGAAUAGUAGAUGUACAAAUACAAUCGUAAAAGAUUGUAUCAAAUAGUUCUUCCACGUUUAUUAAUAUUUCGAAGGUUGAAAGUAGUCUAAUGACAUUUUUACACAAUUUUUCAAUAGCAAAUAAUUUUAAUCCGUUCUUUGUAAUUCGACUGAAAGACCGAAACAUUUUCAUAGGAGACAACGGAAUUCGACGGGCGUGUGUUUUAUAAAACUAGGACGGCUAGAUUUUAACAGUGUACGCUUUCGAAGUGGAUUUUAAUCAAUUAUACUGCCAAUUUUAUCUAAUAUUUUACAACAUAACUGCACGCGCAACAGUUUUUUUUUGCGACCUUAAUAUAAGGCAGUAAGGUUCAAA